This is a messenger RNA of Maylandia zebra (zebra mbuna), 1648 nucleotides long. RefSeq names its product GTPase IMAP family member 2. Lineage: Eukaryota; Metazoa; Chordata; Actinopteri; Cichliformes; Cichlidae. The record is from RefSeq and is a predicted model, not a curated record. Gene Ontology annotation, molecular function: GTP binding.
AAUCACAAUCCAGGAUGCACGUUGAAGCCUGGAAGGCAGGAAGUAAUAACCCUAUCUAUCUGUGUUCAAAGGUGACGGGGAUACUUGGAAAGCAAAGCUUACUGAAAAUGUUGGCGACCAAAGGCCAGAUCCAGGGAUGUGUGCUGCUUGUGCUACUGGCGUUAUGUGGGCAAACUGCUCGCUGUCAACAUCGAUACAAAGGCUCUGCGACCCGUGAAGAACUGAGACUCCUUCUGGUCGGUAAAACAGGAUCGGGAAAGAGUGCAUCCGGAAACACCAUCCUGGGGGAUGCGAACGCUUUCAAAGAAGACGUUUCGCCUGAGUCUGUCACCGACGGCUGUCUCAGAAAAGAGGCAGAGGGCGAAGGCGGUAGAAAUAUCGCUGUGAUCGACACUCUGGGGCUGUCUUUUGGAUGAAAUGGUGGAUUUCAAUGGAGGAAACCACUACACCAACGAGAUGUAUAAGGCGGCCCAGAAGAAGCUCGAAGGAGAAAGGCUGAAGAGGAGAAAGGAGGAAGAACAAAGAAAAAGGGAAGAAGAGGAGAGGAUCGAAUUGAAGGAGCGGUGUGAAUUCUUCCGCCUCGCUUCCCUGGGAUUAUUUGGCACAGGAGCGUACUUUACAUCUUAUGUUCUCAUGGGGCUUGGUGGAGCCCUUGGAUAUUCUCAGUUAAAGACGCCGAGCUUGACGGUUGGGCGUCUUCUUUACUCGUCGAUACCGUGAAAACUGCGUAGGUGUAUCACCUACUCAACCUAGUGAUCAACGAGUACCGCACCGAAGCAUGCAACGGGUGCAAGACCAAUCACCCCAGCCAGAGACAACACGAGUGUCUGUGAGUCUUGGUGUCAGGGUCCCUGUGCCUACCCGGUCGGCUCAGUAUGGCUACAUAUGUUUUUCAUUUUGUUCCUGCUCUCUCCCUUCCUCUCUUUCCCUCCUCCCUCUGCCAGGGCGGAGCUCACCUGUGGGCUUCUGCCCUUGGUCCACACACCCGGUCGCCAUCACGCACCUGUGGCUCAUUACGAGAGUGUUCCAGCUCCUUUAUAAGACGGCAGCUCUGUGUUUCUCGUCGCUGGACCGUUGCCGACCCGCCUUCCCUGGACCAACCCCUGUGUUUCCUGAGUGAUUGAGUGUGCGAGGAGUGGAGUACGUCAUCGUGUUUUCUGUGGAGUGUGGAGAGGAGCGUGAGGAGUGGACGGAGUGCGUGUGGACUUUCAGCGUCUUUUCCCUUUGUGUGUGGACCCCCGGAGCCCGGCUUCCCCCUCACCUCUGUAAAUAGAUCACCUGGUGUGCUGUAAUAAAGAUUCUUGUGUUUCCCAACUCAGAGCCUGUGCGUGUGUCCGUUCCAUCCCGCUGUGACACUUGGAGGAUGACUUUUACGCUGAACAUUAUUACAGCAUCAGGAAAAGACUCCUCACGCCGCGUUUCAUUCCUUCCAUUCAACGUCUCCUGAUCAUGUAUUCACAACCACCGAAGGCGCUGUACAGCACCGAGCACCUGAAACACGGACAGUUUGUUGAUAUUGUAAUCAAAAAUACAGCCCCAGGGGGGGAGGGGGGCAUUUUAAAAACGCACCCUCCCUAUUGCGCAUGUCCCUAAAAGGUAUGGCCUUCCAGAUUGCCUCAGUUGUAUCAUAUGUGUAAUUUCAAAUAAA